AUGGAUCCGGCCAAGGAACUUGAUAUUACCGUCCCCACCAUGAACAUGAACAUGAACAUGGAAGACAUCCUCGACUUGUUGCCCGUCCCCACUCUUGUUGUGUCCCCAUCCUAUCGCAUCCAAAGAGCCUCACUCGGUCUGCUCGAGGCCUGGGGACGUAAGCGCGAGGUCCUUGUCGGCCAAGACCUCUUCACUGCCCUCUAUCAUGGAUCGCCUACCGAAAGGUUUGAUCGCAUUCCCUUUGUUUACGCGAUUGAAACUGCACUUGAAGCUCGUGCUCUCCGUCUAUGUCAUGCGGCCUAUAUCGCGAAUGGCAUUUCUUGGACUGCACGUAUCAUGCCCGUGCACAAAGGCGAUGAACUACUGUGCCUGGCCAUAGAAUGGGAACAAGCCGAGCCUCACACUACAACGGUCAGCGGCGAGAUAACACAGAGCUGGCUACCUAUCGACGACGCUUUCCGCAUCCUUGUGCAGGCUGUCAAAGAUUAUGCAAUCUUCCUGCUCGACACCCGUGGGAAUGUCAUGACCUGGAACACUGGAGCAGAGCUAAACAAGGGCUAUAAGAAGGAAGAAAUCAUUGGCAAGCACUUUACAAAAUUCUAUGGCCAAGAAGACAUCCAGUCUCGAAAACCCGAGAGAGAACUCGAGAUUUGCUUGCGUGAAGGCAGGGUCGAAGAUGAGGGCUGGCGCUAUCGUAAAGAUGGCAGCAGGUUCUGGGCCAACGUGGUUAUAACGGCCAUUUAUAAGAACGACAUCCAUGUUGGCUUCGGCAAAGUCACAAGGAAUCUCACUGAACGAAAAGAGGCAGAACUGCGACUGACCGCUGCCUAUGAGGAAAGCACCAAGCUGAAGAAUGAUUUCCUGGCAAAUAUGAGUCACGAGAUCCGUACCCCUAUGCAUGGUGUACUAUCUGCCUGCUCCUUACUGCUGGAUAGUCGCCUCACUGAAGAGCAACGGGAGACAGCCAACAUGAUCCAAGAAAGUGGACAUGUUCUGUUACGCAUCAUCAACGAUAUUCUUGACUACUCCAAGAUUGCGGCUGGCACCUUUCCCAUCAGGAACGAGAGGCUGGAUAUUGCGAAUGUCAUUACAUCGGCCGUACGAAGAGCACAAACUACCGUGCAACCGGGAGUAUCUCUAAAAUUGGAGCUAUCGUCAAAUUUACCAAAAUGGGCGGAAGGGGACGCUUUGAGAUACCGUCAGAUCUUUGAAAACAUUCUGGGGAAUGCUGUAAAGUUUACCGAGAAGGGUUACAUUUCGGUGCAUGCAUCGCUGCUUGCUGAAGAUGAGACCAGUCACACCAUACAAACAGAAGUCUGGGAUACUGGGCAUGGAAUUACAGAAGUCGACGCGAAAGAGCUGUUUAAACCGUUCACGCAGCUUGAUACACCGGACCAGAAGCGGCGUCCAGGAACAGGUCUUGGGUUAUCAAUUGCAAAAUCACUUGUUGAGCUGAUGGGAGGGAACAUUGGAUAUAAGCCUAACCCGCAACGACAGGGCAGUAUCUUUUGGUUCUCGUUUAAGGUAAAGAAGCUCAGCAGCCUCCGUCAGGCCGAACCUAUAACCGCUCCACCGGGACUCGGAGCGGAAUUACCCCAGCAUCAGGUCCAACAAGGCGAGGAUCUUGCCACGCAACUAGAACAAUUAUUGAAGAUCUCACCAACAAAGAGGAUCCUUGCAGCCGAGGACAACAUCAUCAACCAAAAGGUCCUCGUCGGAAUGCUGCAUGGUUUUGGAUUCAAGGAUAUUACAGUUGUCUCAGAUGGCGCUCAAGCUGUGUCGUCACUGUCAGCGGCGGCUGGUACCUUUGACUUGAUACUCAUGGACAUCAGUAUGCCUGUUAUGAAUGGUUACGAGGCAACACUUCGGAUACGUCGUAGCAGUAUACGACUCCCUAUAAUUGCCAUGACCGCCUAUGCGCUGAAAGGCGACAUGGAGCGUUGCCUGGAGAAAGGGAUGGACGAUUAUAUCCCCAAGCCAAUGGAUAGGCAAGUUCUGAUGAGAAAGCUAUUGAAAUGGCUUCGAAAGCCAGACCUUAGCAUGAGGCUGGAUUAG
This is a messenger RNA of Fusarium musae, 2055 nucleotides long. RefSeq lists its product as uncharacterized. The coding region runs from base 1 to 2055 and encodes 684 amino acids. The record is from RefSeq and is a predicted model, not a curated record. Gene Ontology annotation, biological process: phosphorylation; phosphorelay signal transduction system. The transcript has a single exon. Gene Ontology annotation, molecular function: phosphorelay sensor kinase activity. Lineage: Eukaryota; Fungi; Ascomycota; Sordariomycetes; Hypocreales; Nectriaceae.